CCAACUCCCAGGGCUGCGGCUCCCCUUGUACCCCAGAGCUGCGGGGGGGGGGUCCCGGCUCCGUGAGGUCUUUAUCGCGGCAGCUGUGAGAGCAUCGAGGCGCAGGGAGCCUCGAGCGCGGGCAGGGAGGCGGGUGGAGGGGCCUUGAGAUAAGGCGGCAGACACAACACCCGUGACGUGGGGCGGGGGGACCCCCCUUCCAGCCCUCUUAAACGACGCGGCCCCCUCGGCUGGCACUGCCUGCCCAUGGAGAGAACCACGGUGCUGAUCACGGGCUGCUCCUCAGGCAUCGGCCUGGGGCUCGCCGCACGCCUGGCAGCCGACGCCACUGGCAGGUUCAAAGGUAAAGGGGUGACGCUGUGCCGGGGGGGCCGGCACCGCCGGGGGUCUCCCAGACAGCUGGUGCCCGGGGGUGGGCUGUGGCUGGUGCCGGCCGCGCAGCUCGGCAGCACCGCUGCCCCGCGGCCGUGCUCUCUUCCCCCAGUGUACGCCACCAUGCGCGACCUGGCCAAGGGUGAUCGGCUGCUGGAGCGCCUUGGGGGCUGCUGCCCCGACACGCUGGAGGUCCUGCAGCUCGACGUCACUGACCCGUGCUCGCUGGCAGCUGCCGCGCAGCGGGUGCAGGAGCAGCAGCUGGACGUGCUGGCAGUGUGCAACGCGGGGGUGGGACUGAUGGGUCCCCUGGAGACCUGCUCUGACCAAGCCAUGAAGACCGUCUUUGACGUGAACCUCUUCGGGGCCGUCCGCACUAUCCAGGCGUUCCUGCCCGCCAUGAAGCGCCGCAGGGCCGGGCGGAUCAUCAUCUCCAGCAGUAUCGGGGGGCUGCAAGGUGGGACCUGGCCCUGCUGCGGCAGGACCCCCGGCACCCUGGGCACGGGGAGCUGUGGGGAAGGGACCCGGUGCUCAGGGUGCGGCUCUGCCCCAGGGCUGCCCUUCAACUCCGUGUACUGCGCCAGCAAGUUUGCGGUGGAGGGGCUGUGUGAGAGCCUGGCCAUCGUCCUGCAGCCCUUCAACAUCCACCUGACGCUGGUGGAGUGCGGACCCGUCAACACCAGCUUCCUGGCCAACCUGCAGCACCCAGACCCUGAGGGCAGCGAGCUGCAGGGCCUGGAUGCCGAGACACGGGACCUCUACCACCGAUACCUGCGGCACUGCCAGAGCCUCUUCCAUGACGCGGCCCAGGAGGUGGAGGACGUCCUGCCGGUCAGUCCCUGCAGGCUGGGGGUGAGGGGCUCUGGGACGGUGCGUGUCCAUGGGUGGCCGUGGGGCCACGCUGGGGACGGGUCUGACCCCUCUGUGGUGGCAGGCGUUCCUGGAGGCCAUCAGCACCCCCUGCCCUCCCCUGCGCUGCGUCACCACCCAGCUCUUCGCCCCACUCUCGCGCCUGAGGCUGGCCAGCCCCGACAGCACCAUGUACGUCCGGGCCAUGCACGACUUCGUGUUCGGCCACGGAGAGGCCGGUGGGGACCAGCCCUGAGCAGAGCUGCCGUGGCACCGGGGGAGCCGCGCUAUGGUGCGGACCCCCAGCCCUGCGAUGUCCGUGCUGGCCAGGGGGGCUCGGUCCCACCGUGUCACCAAUAAAGCCCUUUGCAGCC
Messenger RNA from Grus americana (Whooping crane), 1595 nucleotides. It is a transcript of the gene HSD17B1, whose product is annotated as hydroxysteroid 17-beta dehydrogenase 1. Gene Ontology annotation, biological process: estrogen biosynthetic process. Gene Ontology annotation, molecular function: estradiol 17-beta-dehydrogenase [NAD(P)+] activity. The coding region runs from base 247 to 1581 and encodes 444 amino acids. Gene Ontology annotation, cellular component: cytoplasm. NCBI's taxonomy places the organism in Eukaryota, Metazoa, Chordata, Aves, Gruiformes, Gruidae. The record is from RefSeq and is a predicted model, not a curated record. The transcript is spliced from 3 exons.